UUAUAUUUGUGACACGGCGAUUUACUAGACUUCAUCUCAAACCUUCUCUCCGCUUUAGCACGGCUUUUAAAACAAAAUAAUAUAAUCAAAUGGGUUUACUAAGUUAUGUUUGUAUGUUAUAUUGCGCGUGUCUUAUAUUUACUGUUACCUACGUUUCGACUCAACCACAUAAAACAAAAGAACCUAUAAUCAUUACAGAUUCAAAUUGGACAAGUGUAUUGGAUGGCGAAUGGAUGAUAGAAUUGUAAGUCAUAGACUGUGACAUAGACGACAUUGACAUAGUACAGCCAGUGCUCGACUUACGACCACGAUCGGUUCCGACAGACUGGUCAUAACACGAUUUGGUGCAUAUGUUGAGUACGCUAUAUGUACAGUACAGUUGAGUAGCCGAGUACAGAAAUGUGAAGUGAUGUUCAAUGUUAUAAAAAUAUUUAAGUUGAAUUAUAUCAUACAUUUCUUUUAUUAAGUUUUAUUAUUCUAAAUUAUAAUUUUCCAAGGGAGAUGGCUCAGAUGGGAGUUCAAAUUUUCAAACUCUGAAGAGCUCUCCGAUCAACAAGCUUUAGCCUCGCUUGGGGAAGUCAAUGGACCUAGGGUUAUUGAGUGUGACCGUGUUAUUUUUUAGAAAUUUUUUUAGCAGCAUACCAUCAUCAUAAUCAUAGCACCAUGCCUCCCUUUCCUUAGUUAAGGACCGUUAAUAUAACUAGUGAUUGUGGUCGAAUGGUCGUAAGUAGCAUAGGUCGUAAGUCGAGCACUGGCUGUAAAAUUUAAUGUAAGUGUAAGUCAAGUGAGCACUAUCACCCGUGACACAAUCAUGGUAUUGUUGCCUAUGUAGCAGUUACACAUUUGCCAAGAGCUUGCCCAACCCAGGCUAAAUAGCCAUGUGAAAUGGUUUAUUAGCCACCCUGUGUGUGGCAAAUAAUUUUUGAGGAGGGAAAAACAAUUAUUGAAUGGAAGUUACUUGAGUUUGAGUGAGAAACAUACAUAACAGAACCUGGAAGAGAACUUGCAUUGAUUGUAAAUAUGACUUACUAUGCAAAAAUAUUUUUAUUACUACAUUAAACUGCAGUUUUUUGAGUAUAUUAGAUAUACUAGAUAAAAUAUAAAAUAAGGGGUUAAAGAAUGAUUUUGUAAUAAAAGGUUAUGAUCUAACCAAUCCAAUGCCCUGCCCAAUCAGCUCCAGCCUAAUGCAUUCAUAUUUAAUUUUAAAUCAAAAUCUGUUUAUUAUCUCAACAAAUUAAGAAAAGACAACUACAUCUAAAGGAGUAUUAUUGUAUAUUUGUUUAUUUAGAAAGAAGAUCACAUACCAUUUUGGCAUUCCAAAAAUAUGUCCAUCAAGCUUCACUUUGUUAUUUUUUGGCCAUUUAAAAAAAUAAUUUUUAAAAAUUUCAUCUUAGAAAGCUAACAAUAAUAAUAUAUUGUUUUCUUUGAAUAAAUUUUAUCAACUUCUGUACAUUAUUUGCACAUCUUAUUCUAGAUUCUUUAUCUUUAUAAUACUCACGGCUCAUGGCUUUUAAAAUUAAAUGAUAUCCAAUAAUAGUCAUUUGUUAUUUGCUUUUUGCUUUAGGCUCACAUGUUAAUAACAUCUGUAAUAAAAACACAAUGCACACCCCACAGGACUUAGUUAAUAUUUAAAUUGUAAAAAAUAAAAUAUUAAAAUUCUUGUCUCUCGGUUUUGAUUUUAACACUAGAAAUAACUUGUGUAUCAAUGUCUCUGAAACAAGUUAAAGAAAUAUAUAUUUUUUUUCUUUCAGCAUGGCACCAUGGUGUCCAGCAUGCAAAUCAUUCAAAGAAGUUUGGAAUGAGUUUGCUGGAUGGGGACAUGAUCUUGACAUUUCUGUUGGUGUAAUAGAUGUAACAGAAAAUCCAGGUAUGAAGUAAAAUAAAAAAAUAUAACACAUUUUAUCAUCUUUAUCUUUUAUUAUGUUCAACAAACCCAAUCCUGGCCAUGUCAUCGUCUCUCAGGUUUUUCUGUUUUUGUUAAUAACUUAUAAUUUUCUUUGUUUUUUUAGGACUCAGUGGCCGGUUUUUGGUGACAUCCCUACCAACAUUAUAUCAGUAAGUAUGAAAUGAACUUUAAAUAUCUGUUUAUAUCAUAAUUUCUGAAAGUCUGUUGUUAAAUAUUCAGUUUUUGCUGUUUUUAUAUGUAUAUGUGUGUUUGUGUUUACAUAAUAAAAAAAAAAUAUCUACCUAUAUCUAUAUAUAUAGAGAUAGAUAUAUUUUUUAUAUAUAUAUAUAUAUAUAGAUAGAUAGAUAUAUUUUUUUAUUGUAUAUAUAUAUAUAUACAAUCACUCAUAUACAUAUAAAAACACAUAAUCUGGAAUUGUACCAACAAGAAAUUACAUAUAUUAUAUCUUUCUAUAUAUAUAUAUAUACACACACAGAUAUAUAUGUAAUUUCUUGUUGGUACAAUUCCAGAUCAUUUAUUCCUUUUCCAAUUUUGUUUUUGAUGGGUUUUUUUUUGUGUGGGUACUGUAGUGUUAUUUCCCAGAAUAAAAAUUGCCUCUGUUCACAUCUUAACUCAAUAUUUCUGACAGUGUAAAAGAUGGUGAUUUCAGAUGUUAUCAAGGCAUCAGGAAGACAACAGAUCUCAUUGCCUUGAUUGAUGAGAAGAAAUGGAAUAAUAUUGAACCAGUCGCCUGGUACAGAAGCCCGAGUUCUAUUCAGUAAGUUUCGUAAUAAGUUAUAGUUGGCAUUUUGCUCCGUCCAAUAGUACAAGGAUUGUGUAUGGUUACCUUUGAUCUUUCAAUCCAUCUGAAAAAUAGUAAGAAACCAAAUUGUUCAAAACCAAUUUGUAUGAAAGAAUGUUUUUCGAACAGAAGUUUGUUUAGACUGGAAAAAAUGGAGAAAUGAAAUUUUUUUAUAAAGUUUACACUUUACCCAUUUGUGUGAGAAAAUUCUCUUGGUCUUGCUUAUGGUCGAUUGCUGACAUUGAACACACAGCUUAGUCUUGCUGUGCAUUUUAAUCCAAGAAAGAGUAUAAACUCCUAAAUGUCCAUUGUCCUCUAUAAAUGUGUUGAAGUGAAUUUAGUGUAAAUCAGGCCGGCACAACAUACGCAUGCCCAUUUUGCGGCCCACAAAGUAACAAAAUAUAAUUUAUUCUUAUUAUUUUCUUUUGGUGCGCACAAGUCCUGUCCUAUUUUCUUUUGGGGGGCACAUGUUUUUCAUAAAGUAUUCCGGCCCGCCUUACAUUUUGAGUUGUGCAGGCCUGGUGAAAAUCAUGGUAUUAAGCUUUACACAGAUUUAUAAUGAAAAUAAAUGUUAUAAAACAUCAAAAUUCAACUAAAUUUUAUUUUAAUAAGUGCUGGUUGGUUUAAAAUCAUUGGCUGAGCUCCUGGUAAUGAAAUACUCCAUCCCUAGUCUGGAAAGUGACCGUGAUAUUAAGAUCUUCUCAAUUUGGAAACAGCCCUGGUGUUAAAAAUGAUUUUUCUCCUUUGUUUCUUUUUCACAUCUAAAAAAAAUGUUGAUUUGGAUAAAAAAUUAUAGGUAGUUAAAUUCUAAGCAAAAUUUUUUUUUUUUUUUAAAUUUAAUUUAGCUAUUGCCUGGCUCCUCAAGAAACUGUCUUCACUUUUUUAAUAAAUUUACCAUUAACCUAUCACUUUGUUCUUCACUUUUUUUAAAAACUUAACAGAAUGGGCAUACUGGGUAAUUUCUUCACGGCAGCCAUGUUUAUCAGGGUAAGUAGAAAUAACAAAUUUAAAAUGGAGGAAGAAAUAAUAAUAAUAAUUAUAUCAUGGAUAUGUUUUUUUAUAAUGUCAUGAAAUUGAGUUUUAGAAAUGUGUGGGACAAUUUGAUUGAGUUUUAUGUUUUAAAGGUGGACCCAUUUACUAUUGUUAUACAAUUAGAUCAGGGGUGGCCAAACCAAAUGGCUUCACUCGCCACAUUGACAGUGAGUUUACUUUUUGCAGGCCACGUUGUAAAUACUGAACAGAUUUAAAAAAAAAAAUUGGUUGUUACGAAGUUCAAAUUGACGACAAAAAUGAAUCUUAACUAAUAAUGUGAUAAUUAUAGCGCUGUGAGCAUGCUGAAAUAGCGUCAUGAUAAUUCCUAAUCUUUUCUAACUAACCUUUUAUUAUUUUAUUUCUAAGUAAUUUUUGUCCAUUAUCCAGCGGGCAAGCACCAUUAAUGUGCUGUAGGUGCCGCCAUGCUUGAAUGAGAUUAAAAGCUACUGAAGCCAGGGUUGAUCGUGACAACCUUUAGUUGAUACCAAUGUUAAAGUCAUUUAAAGCACAAAGUAUUGCCAUUGUAGGAUAACCAUUAAAAAUUUUUGUUCCGAUGAAACAUGUAGGGUGUGUACAAUACCAUGACUGAUGUUUAUGGAAUACCAGAAUGGCUGUGCUACGUCAUCUUUGCCAUCUUGACCAUAAUUACUGGCCUGCUACUUGGUCUGGUGAGUGAAAUAUUUAUUUAUGAAUACUUUGAAUGUAAAAAAAAAUAAUAAUUUUAAGAUGUUCAUUAUACACAAAUCUGUUUUGUUUCAUGAAGAAACUGAAUGACACUUUAACUCUUAUAGUUAGUUCAGUAGGUCAAAUCCACAUUUUGACGGUCCUUAGGUCAAAUCCACGUUUAGAAGGUCUGUAGGUCAAAUCUACAUUUUGAUACAGUAAUUUUGUUGUGAUAAAAUUUGAUCCUAGGUGACCACAGACAAAUUUUCAUAACUUUUCUAGUUUUUAUGCUAAUAUAAAAUGUGAUAUAUCAAAAUGAGCUGAACAGAAUGGGCUAUGUGACAAUUAUAAUAGCUGUACUGGAAUGACACAAAUUAAAGCAUAACAGAGAAAAACUUUAUAGUUCAUAAUAAUAUGUAUUUACAAGUGUGAAAAAAACAUUGCAUCAAAAGCAUAAAAACAAAUGACCACAUGUUCAAGUGGCAUUUAGCUUUUUCAGCCUUAAAAUAAAUGCAUGUAUGCAUAACAUAAGUAAUUUCAUCAAUAUUGGAUGAAAAAAAAAAUUGAAAAAACAGUUUGAAAUCUAAUUAUAACAGCAAAAAAUGUGUAUUUCUGGUAGUGUCACUGGGUACCAGUUUUUAUAAACAGAUCUUCGAGAUGUUGUGUGCCAUUUUGAUUCAACAAGUUUUUCUGCAUAUUCAUUAAUGGAAUGUAGCAGUUCUGUAAUGAUCUCAUCAGUGAACAGAGCUUUGAAACCAAAAAGUGGUGAUGACCCAUCUGGAAUAGGAUCAGGGUUUACUCCAGGAAUUCUAGUUGGUUGUGGCACAAAAUGGAAAGAAUUCAUUGUAGUGCCAGCUUCUACUUCAUUCCAGUUUAUUUCACCUCUUUUGUUAGACCUAUUCAGUUCACUUGGUCUGUUACACAUGUUACACAUAUGGGUGAUCUCGAUCCAUCAUCAGAUCGUUUUUGUCCUUUUUUUGCAAGGGCUUGACCAGCUCAUCGUCAGCCCACUCAUUGUCAGUCAGUGUUUUCAUCAGAAGAUUGAUCAUUGCUAAAUGAAUAUUCUGAAUCUGAACUACUGGGCUCACUUUCAAAUUCAUCCUCGCUCGAUAAUUCUUUAUCUCCAUUUGUUUCUGCCCAUGAAAUUAUUAGUUUUGAAAAAUGUAAACACCGGAGGAGAAUGUGGAAAUAUUGGUUUAGACAAAAUACCAAAAUAUUUAUAUAAAAUCCCAAAAUUAAAUAGUCUCCAUGAAACGCCACAUAGACUGGCUCGCGUCAAAACGUGUCCGGUGGAAAGCCAGUUAGACUGGCGCGUUGGACUUUAAGAGUUAUAGUUAAAGUAGUUUUUUUUUCUUAUUUCACAUUCUUCCUUUUCUGCAGCUGCUUGUCCUUUGCUGUGACAGUUUUUUCCCAGCUAAGUACAUCCCCUUGCCACCAGAGCGCCUGGCCCACAAACCGAGAGAUGACCCUACUGUAAGUUGCUGAAAUUUCAAUUUACAUUCCUGAUACAUUUAAGGACAUUUAAAAAGUUUGACUCUGGCCAGAUAUGUAAUAGCCUAUAUCAGCGGUUCUCAACCUGUGAGAACCACUGGCCUAAUAUGAUGUUUGGCAACCUCUGGCCCUUUUAUGUUCAAUCAUAAUGUUGGGCUCUUGUCACUGACUCUUUUUAUAUUUAUGCUGGCCACAGUCAGUGGUUAAAUUAUACCCAGAGUUUUAUCAUUCUCAAAAACUCUCAGAAUUUGUCAAAUUUAAUUGAUAACUUUCCAGUUGAAUUUAUAAUUUUUCAUUACUGAUUGAAUUAAUUUUAUAAUUUAACAAAAUUAUUGGGAAGAUGGAAUUUAACUAAAAUCCUGGAAUAUUUAUUAUUUUUUAAUUAUAAUGCCAGGAUGAUGAUGACAUAAUAGAUGACACAGCUGAUCAAAAGAAAGGUAACCCACCUGCGACGCUGCCAGCUUCUAGUCUUUCAGGACCUGAAAACAAUUCCGACUUGAGGAAAAGACCACCUCAUAAAGAUGAAUGAAUGGAAAUUAGUUUUUUAAAAUAAAUGCUAAAUCGUUUUGUGCCUGUGAAUGUUGGCACUCAGUUGGCUUAGUUUGUUACGAGUUUCUAAAAGUAAAUUGAGGAUGAUUGACUGGGUGCCAGGAUUAACAUAUCCUGAUUAAUAAAUUAAAUUUUUAAUUGCACAAUUAUUUUAGAAAAUUGCUUUUUGUUUUAAUCAUAAAAUUCACUCAAUAAUUUAAGCUUUAGUUACUAAACAUUGACUGAAAAUUACUGUGGCCAAGAAAUUUUUAUAAUUACAAGUAUCUUCCAAUAUUUUAAUUUUUAAAACUGUGUGCUACAUUCUCAAUUUAAGAUAUGAGGAUACAUUGUUGCGGUCCACCCCCACAAGAGGUUGAAGUAGAAUGUUUUUUAAAAUCUUGGAACAUUUUUUUUUUUCCACUUUUAUUUUUAGAAAUGGAACAUUGUUUUGACACAUUUUAUUUUUAAGAAUCAAAGAAAAUUUUGAUGUGAGUAAAUUAUGAAUCUAUGUGAAGACUUUUUUUGUAUGGUAAUGUGAUGCAAACCUAAUCCACAGAAGUAAAAACUAGAUCUCAUGUCAGUUUAUUUAAUCCAGUUAUUUGAAUAAUAAGAGAAAGAUACAACACUACUUAACAAUCAAUUUGACAUACAUUCCAUUUAUUCUUAAAUUUUAAAAAAAUAGAUUUUGCAGGCUUUUUUUCUCGCUUAUGUAGCUUUAAAAGAAUCAUAUGUCCAUAAAUGAGAAUUAAGAAGACUGAUGUGUGUGCCACUGGUUUCACGAUAUCAGAAAAAAUAUUCCAAGGUUUUAUUGCUUGUGAUUUCAUUUUUAGAUGCAAAUUCUUAGAAUUAGUAUGGAAGGUUUUACUGUACAUUGCUUUCAUUUAUAACCUGUACAUAACAGUGAUGAGAACGUACAUUGUAUGCAAUUCUGCUCAUCUUAUUUAUGAGAAACAUCUGGCAGAAUGUCAUAUUUCUUGGGUAUCAGUAAAGUAACUAUAAGAGCUCCUCAAGUUAUUUCUACAGUUAUUUUUUAAAAAUAUUUUUUGUGCACUAAAUGAAUGUUGAAAAUAUAGCAGAAAAUUUUUUUCUGCGAAAAUACAUUUAUUUAUUGCCAGUCACUGCAUUACUGCUAGUGGAAUAUAUUUGGUCCACUAUUAUAUCUCACCAUUUAUUUUCAUGAAAAUACACUUUUCAGUUACGUAAUGUAAAAUGGCGUAACUUUGACUUCAAAAUUGUAACCUAAAAGGUAAAUUAAAUUGGACCCUAAAAUCAAAUCAUUUAAAAUGCAUGAAAAUGAAUUUUAAGCUGCCAGUUUGCCCUCAUGGGGCUUGACAGUGAGCUUAAGACUUGUAUUGAUAUUCUUUUCUUUGAACUGAAAUAUUUAAAACCUUUGACCUUCCUAAAAAUGCCACGUACGUUUUGUCUUCAUUUCUGAAUACUAUUUCUGCAUUCAAUCCUUUUUACUUUUUAUUUAUGAAAAUUAUGCAAAGUUAUAAAGAAUUUAUGUUUGAUAUUGUAUCAACUGCAGUACAGGGGAUGAACAGCAUUUUUUUUUGUACAUUGAUUUUUAUUCGUGCUGUGCCGUACAGCUUUUGAAAAGAUUCCUGUGAUGUACCAAACAUGAAAUUAAAUUAAGUCCCAUUAUCUUGAAUUCUGUGAAUACACAAUUGUUUUAGCCCGCAGGCAGAAGUUGGAGCUCGCAGGCAGGAGUUGGAGCUCGAAGGCAGGAGUUGGAGCUCGCAGGCAGGAGUUGGUGAUUAUAUGGUAAAGAAUAGUUGCACGUUGAUGAAGUUGAUCAACUAAAUAAUAAAAUAAAUGAUAUGUUAAUUUGUACAAGAAAGUAUUGUGUAGGUGUGUGAACAAUUUUUUCAUAUCAUAGUCACAUUGAUUUUUAAACUGCAUAAUUUUAAGCUGACACUUCCAUUGGUUUGUACAGUCAAUCUGCUUUAAAAUAAUUAACCAAAUUUUCAUUGCUCUUAUUUCAGGAAUAAAUUGUUCUGAUAUUUUCAAUUACUACUUGUGUUAAAAUUAAUAUUAUUAAUUAUCAUAAAUUAAAUUUUACCAGGAUUGGUAAUUCUUUAACUAUAAUAAAUGGUAAUUCUUUAACUAGGAUAAAUUUAAUUAUUGUUGUUAACUAUAUGAUUA
Messenger RNA from Lymnaea stagnalis (great pond snail), 8546 nucleotides. NCBI's taxonomy places the organism in Eukaryota, Metazoa, Mollusca, Gastropoda, Lymnaeidae. The record is from the annotation of a GenBank genome assembly.